AUGACCCCCUCGGAACGGUGGGCGUUUGCUUGCCGCUGCAAGGAAAUCGGGAACCGAGGUUUCAAGGCCUCAGAUUGGGAGUAUGCCAUGCUGGCAUAUCAAGAAGGCCUUCGAUACUUGGAGUAUGUACCUCAUGGCCGUGAAAUGCAGCCAGUACCUGGUCUGGACCACGGUGGAGCUGAGCAAUUGGACAAGGACAUGUCGCUGGCGGUGACGCUCUUCAGCAACCUCGGGGCUGUCUCUUUGAAGCUCGAGGACCCCCAUCAAGCUUUGCACUAUACCGAGAAAGCCUUGCGCUUCGAUGCGGCUCACGUGAAGUCGCACUUCCGCCGCAGCCAGGCCUUCCUGGCAUUGGGGGAGCACUCCCAGGCCUUAGCGGCCGCCGAGGAGGUGCUGAGGCAGGAACCCAAGAACGCAGAGGCCGUCGGCCUGAAAUCAGCUGCAGCACAGGGUCUCCAAAUCGCAAGGAGGAAAGAGAAGGCUCUCUUUUCGAAGAUGCUGGGCUAA
This is a messenger RNA of Symbiodinium natans, 507 nucleotides long. Lineage: Eukaryota; Dinophyceae; Suessiales; Symbiodiniaceae. The record is from the annotation of a GenBank genome assembly.